Messenger RNA from Cucurbita moschata (crookneck pumpkin), 2891 nucleotides. Its product is annotated as BTB/POZ domain-containing protein At5g47800-like. The record is from RefSeq and is a predicted model, not a curated record. The transcript is spliced from 6 exons. The coding region runs from base 944 to 2692 and encodes 582 amino acids. NCBI's taxonomy places the organism in Eukaryota, Viridiplantae, Streptophyta, Magnoliopsida, Cucurbitales, Cucurbitaceae.
UUGAAAAGAAAGAGAGAGAGUUGUCUGUGAUUGGCCUCCGAAACCACCAACAAAAGGAAGAGUAAUCCAACGUCAGAGUGAUAAAUCCGGCGACACGUGGCCGACAUGCAGAUCAACAAGAACCAACCAGCGAUUAAUGGAAGAAGAAUCAGCGGAGAUAGUGGGGGGAAUCAUGAUGAAGGCUGCCAUUGGCGAUCUUUCAAUCUCCAGAAUCACAGGGACCCAGUAAACUCCCUUUUUCCCUCUCUUAGCUAUAGAGCAUUAAAUCCCAAAGCCCUAACCCCACCUCCGCAAUUUGUUUUCGUUUUUGUUUUUCCCUGUCUCACUUUAUAAUCUCGAUUCGAUUCCGUUUCAAAUUGAGCUUAAUUUCUGUAGUAGAUCAACGAGAACUAUUCUCUGUAUAUGGGAAUUAUUUCAGUGCAUAUCAAUGUUCUUGAUCUUGAUUAUGCAUGAUUUAUUUGUUGAUUCAAUCAUGGAUCAGAACACCAUUUUGCUCUAACUUUUUCAUUACAUUUCCGUUCUGUAUAUCUUCAAGCGGUUAAUGAUGGCGUUGCGUUAGAUUAUUACUAGGUUGACUAAUCAGGAGAUUCCAAACCCAUGUCCCUCUCCUUGUCCCCAUGCACUCAAUACCCAAUUUGCCUUUACUUGGCGUGCCUCACCAGUAGAUUUUUAACACCCAUUUUUUCCAUCAUAAAAUCUGAAUAAAUCAGCUUCUGAUUCCCAAACCCUUUUCACCAUUGAGCCAUUCUCAUCUUCUGCAUCAUAACAUAUGGCGCUGUGUUGUUGAAUCUGAAUCAGAAAAGCUUUUUCAGCUGUUUCGUCCGAUCACUUGGGGCUUUGUUUGGUGCUUCUGCAGCUUUUCCUGUUCGCUUUCCUUUUUUCUGGAAUUGGGGCUCUGUAGUUAAAUACCGGAGACUGAUGAAAAGAAAAGGCAAUUGUAGAAAUGAAGUUUAUGAAAUUGGGAACGAGGCCUGAUUCCUUCUACUCAGAAGCAGCUACCAGGACGGUUCUUUCCGACGUCCCCGGCAAUAUUGUUAUAUGCAUCGACAACGUUAGUUACCUUCUCCACAAGUUUCAGCUUCUACCAAAGUGUGGCCUCUUGCAACAUCUCUGCCCUGAAUCGGGAGAUUCUAACAUUGCCACUAUUGAGCUUCAUGAUGUUCCCGGAGGUGCAGAAGCAUUUGAACUCUGUGCUAAGUUUUGUUAUGGCAUGACCAUUAAUAUCAGUGCCCAUAAUCUCGUACCCGCAUUAUGUGCUGCUAAGUUCCUCCGCAUGACUGAAGCAGUGGAGAAGGGCAAUCUUGUUCUGAAGCUCGAGGCUUUCCUCCACUCAUGCAUUCUUGUUGGCUGGAAGGAUUCCAUUGUUACCCUACAAAGCACACUGAAGUUACCUGAAUGGUCUGAGAAUCUUGGAAUUGUCCGGAAGUGCAUCGAUUCAAUUGUCGAAAAAAUCCUAACACCACACUCGAAGGUAUCAUGGUCCUACACUUAUACAAGACCAGGUUACACGAAAAAGAACAGUCAAAGUGUCCCAAAAGAUUGGUGGACUGAGGAUUUGUCAGAUCUCGACAUCGAAUUGUUUCGCUGCAUAAUUUUGGCUGUUAGAUCUACAUACAUUUUGCCACCACAACUUAUUGGAGAAGCCCUGCACGUCUAUGCCUGUCGUUGGCUACCUGACACUGCAAAUGUCAAGCCUUCAGAGACGAAGAUUACAAAGAGCAAAGAAGAUCUGGAAAAGAAUCGACAAAUUCUCGAGAAAAUAGUCGGCAUGAUUCCUUCAGAUCGUGGGUCGGUUUCAGUUGGCUUCUUGCUCAGACUCCUUAACAUAGCAAACUAUCUCGCCGUGUCAUCAACGACAAAAACUGAACUAAUCCGGAGAUCGAGUCUGCAGUUUGAGGAGGCAAAAGUGAGUGACUUGCUCUUUCCUUCACAGUCAACCUCCAAUACACACUUCUAUGAUGUUGACUCUGUUGUGGCUGUGUUGGAAUGUCUUCGUGCGCUUUGGCGAAGGCAAUACUCUGGGGCUGCAGAAAACAGCCAUUUCUUGAGAUAUAUUAGAAAGGUGGGGAAGCUUGUCGAUUCAUAUCUACGAGUUGUCGUGAUGGAUAUCAAUAUGCCCGUAUCUAAAGUGAUACAACUCGUCGAAGCCCUGCCAGAUAUCGCUCGCCCUAACCAUGACGAUCUUUACAAAGCCAUAAACAUGUAUCUCAAGGAACAUCCUGAUUUGAGCAAGGCGGAUAAAAAGCGCCUUUGUCGAAUUCUAGACUGCCAAAAGUUAUCAUCAGAAGUCCGCGCCCAUGCUGUUAAGAACGAGCGAUUACCCUUGAGGACUGUUGUGCAGGUCCUGUUCUUUGAUCAAGAACAGGCAGCAAUCACCACUGACAAUCAUGGUAAGCUGAAACCAGAUAUCGACAAUGGUGUCGAGAAAGAAGCGAGAGACCGAACUGGCUUCUCUGAAAUCAGUGAGAGGGAUGGACAUAGAACAAGAAGAACAGAUGUGAAGCUGCUGCCGGCGGCUGAGAAGGAAAUGAAAGAUGAUAGAUCAGAAUUUGAUGUGAAGUCUGUGAAGAGUAGUAGGACUCGAGAGAUGAGCAGGGAAAUCAAGUCGUUGAGCAAGUCAGAGUCUAAGAAGAUGGCACCAAAGGGAAGCAGAUCAGAUCAUGGUGGUGAACAAAGACAGGUAAAAAGAUGAACAUCAAAAGACACCAUUUUUUUUUUCAUCGCAGUUUGUUUAUUUUUUUCUAUUAUGGUUUCAUUUCUGUUCUACUGUUCUUGAUCUAAUGCUCAAAAACAUGUUUUUCAUAGCUUUAAUAUAGGCAACUCUUGUCAAUUGGGCAAUUACAAAAUUUCUAUCUAUUAAACUGUAAUAAUAUCCCAUUUCUUGUGUGAAA